Molecule: messenger RNA, 2968 nt
Organism: Rhagoletis pomonella (apple maggot)
Lineage: Eukaryota; Metazoa; Arthropoda; Insecta; Diptera; Tephritidae
Gene: Oatp33Ea
Product: solute carrier organic anion transporter family member 74D
Biological process (GO): sodium-independent organic anion transport; transmembrane transport
Cellular component (GO): membrane
Molecular function (GO): protein binding
Source: RefSeq, a predicted model, not a curated record
CAAUCGCGAAUACAAAUAAUGAAACAUUGCAAUUGCAACAACAACAACAACAACAACAACAAAAGCAGCAGCAACAACUGCCUAGCGCUAAUAACUUGAACAAUGCGAGUGCUAAUGCCAAUGACAAUAGCAACAAUAUUGCUGGCGCAAAUACGCCGCAGCCAGCUGCAACAACAACCGACGAACAACAAGCACAGGCGCAGUCGCAGUCACAGCCACAGCAGCAGCAACAACAACAACAACAGCAAGUACAACAACAAUUGCAACAGCUACCACAACAGCAACAGCAGACACCACAAACACAACCGAAUGCAGAAACAGAGACUGAAAGUGCAUCUGGAACAAGUGCCGUUGCGAUCGAUAACAAGAUCGAACAAGCUAUGUCCAUUGGCGUCGCAUACUUAUGGUAAGCGCCAAAAAAUGCCGCAAGCGCAAUUACGUCAACGCCCAGGUGACCACUUAUGUGGUUUAACGUGUUGGCAUCCUGCCUGGAUGCAACGCUAUGCAACUACUAAAUCAUUCAUGGCUGUUUAUGGUCUAUUGGGUACCAUUCAAGCUAUGUCCUAUAUGUACUUUGUUGUAACGUUAACCACCAUUGAAAGACGUUUUAAAAUUCCAAGUCAAACAACAGGCAUUAUUCUAAGCGGCAAUGAAAUAUCACAAAUCCUGUUAUCUCUCAUUCUCAGCUAUAUUGGAGGUCAACGAAAUCGCCCACGCUGGAUUGCUUGGGGCAUUGUAUUUUGCGGUCUAUCAUGUUUUAUUCUAGCGUUGCCACAUUUCAUUUAUGGCGCCGGGGAUGAUGCGUUACAUCUAACCGUUGAAUAUUUACAACAGCAGUCAUUGCACAAUUUGGAAAAUGUGACAAGUACAUUAACAUUGGUUAACUCGUCUAUUUCUAUUCAAAAUUCACAAGAAAUAUGCGGUUUAACGAAAUCAUCACAAGAAUGCGAGUCACUUUUAUCUAUUGUGCCGCUAAUCUUGAUUUUCUUGUCGCAAUUCGUGCUCGGUAUUGGCAAUACUCUUUACUAUUCGCUGGGUCAAACAUAUCUGGAUGAUAAUACGAAAAAGGCAAAUACCCCACUUAUGCUGGCUGUGGCCAUGGCGCUGCGAAUGAUUGGACCGAUUGUGGGCUUCUUUUUGGGUUAUGCUUCGCUAAACAUGUACAUCGAUCCAUCGAAGAAGCCAAUAAUCGAUAAUAAAGAUCCACGCUGGUUGGGCGCUUGGUGGUUCGGCUGGAUGAUAUUGGGCACUCUAAUGGUUCUCUUCUCUGGACUCAUCGGCCUCUUCCCCAAACAGUUGCCCAAGAAGAAGCCAGAACAUUACAACUCACACUUGCCACGUAUGAUGCGGUUGGAGGAACUGAAGAAGGAAGAUGGCAUUCCAUUGGGAAGUACGCUCUCUUUAAAUGUUGCCUUAGAUGCCAAUGCAGCUGGGCCAGUUGAUCCGGACUUUCCAAAACUCAAAGACUUUCCCAAGGCUUUAAUGCGUUUGUUACGCAACAAAUUACUUAUUUACAACAUUAUAUCGGGUGUCUUCUACAUUUUGGGCGCUGCUGGCUACAUGACAUUCUUGUCUAAAUAUAUGGAAGUGCAGUUUCAUAAAACCGCACAAACCGCCACCAUUGUUGUGGGUCCUAUAUCGAUCAUGGGUAUGGUAAUUGGUCUCAUUGGAUCUGGUAUUAUAAUAUCAAAGAAACGGCCAUCACCGAGUAAGGUGCUCAUGUGGAAUGUCAUAGUGGGGUGUGUGUACAUUUUGGGGCAAACGUCGUAUAUUUUUAUGUAUUGCAAGUGGUGGAAGGUAGAUUCGUUAAAAUUUAUGAAUGUCCAUAACUAUAACUUCAGCACGCAAUGUAAUAGCAAUUGUUCUUGUAAUAAUGUGGCGUAUUCACCAGUGUGUCACGAAGCCAGUGAUACAACCUUUUUCUCAGCCUGUCAUGCUGGUUGUAAAACAUGGGACUCCAAGUUAAAGAUCUUUUCCAAUUGCUCCUGCGUUGAUGCCCCCGAUUAUACCACCACUCCCUUCUAUACGAGUACCACUCCUAGUUUUCUUAGCAGCAAUUUAAACGCUCAACAACAACUACAACAGCAAAAAGUGCAAGUUAGAAGUUCACACGCAACAACUGGAGCAACACUACCAUCCAUUACGACGAUACCCGACUUCGCAUUGCCGACAACACUACCCGAACCAUCGAAAACCGCUAAUAACAUACUUUCGCGUGCUCACCGUUCUGUAGACGCACUUACGGAAAUACUCACACCUGGAGUGUGCCUCAAAGGCUGUUCGGUGGCAUUUUACAGUUUCACAAUUGCCUCGAUGAUCGUAAAUUGGUUUGGCUCUUCUGGCCGUAUUGGUAAUUUAUUGGUUAAUUAUCGCUCCGUUUCGACACAAGAUAAAUCCUUCGCUCAGGGUCUUUCAUUGAUGAUGAUCAGCCUGUUGGCACUUAUACCUGGUCCGAUAAUAUUUGGACGUAUAAUUGAUUCCACAUGUCUGGUGUGGACGGAAACUUGUAAUGGUAGAGGCAAUUGUCAGCUGUAUGAACAAACGAAAUUCCGAUACUACGUGAAUAUAUUGGCGUUAUCCCUCACUUUCAUCGGCGUAGUCUUCGACAUCCUGGUCUGGUACCAUGGCAGACAUCUUGAUUUAUAUGGCGAGAAGGAGGCGCAACAAAAUGAAGAAAGACGCCGAAAAGAUAAACCAAUCACUCCAUUGUUGGCACAUAAAUCAUAAUUGGUUGAACCGAGUUAUUGAGGAUCAUAUCUACAUAUACAUAUGUAGGUAUAUGUAAAUACAAAGGUUGUUUGUAAUUUAGGAAUUUUUAGAGCUAUGUUAAUAGCAUUACUCUAAUUCGUUGUAAAUGUACAUACAGCACGUAUUCUGAAUUUUAUUUUUACUAUUAAUGUAUGAACUGUAAAUGUGUGAACUUGUAAAUAUUUUUUAACAGUACAAGGAAGCCUUAUAUGAAUUUAUA